This is a messenger RNA of Trichoderma gamsii, 2325 nucleotides long. RefSeq lists its product as hypothetical. Gene Ontology annotation, molecular function: transmembrane transporter activity. The record is from RefSeq and is a predicted model, not a curated record. Gene Ontology annotation, biological process: transmembrane transport. Bases 1 to 2325 code for a protein of 774 amino acids. Lineage: Eukaryota; Fungi; Ascomycota; Sordariomycetes; Hypocreales; Hypocreaceae. Gene Ontology annotation, cellular component: plasma membrane. The transcript is spliced from 2 exons.
AUGUUUUCCGAGUAUGCCUCAAAGUUUCUCGCGCAGUCGCAGUCGAGGCUUUCGAACUUUGGCCAGCCAGAUAACGAUAAUACAUCUCGACAAAACGACUGGUCUUCACGCCCAUCUCGGCCCUACCGAGACGCUGGUCGCGGAAAUGGGGGCCAACGGUCGUUUCUUUCUAGGGGCAACCCAUAUCAGAAUGGUGGCGGAGGAGCAGGAGCCGGCGGCAGCGGCAGUUCGCGGUUUGGCCAGCUCGCGUUUGGUUCUCGCAUAACAGCUGCGCAGGAUGCACCGCUAUUUCACAGCACGCUGGACGAGUUUCGGGAGGAGGAUGACGAGGAGGAGCGCGAUAGGGAAGCGGCUGACCUUUAUGCGCUGCAGAGAUCUCGGCGGGUAGCGGCUGCUAGCAAACUGGCCGACAGCGUUGAAUCAGACGCCAAUAGCCGAGGCUCGAUUGAAGACAGCUCAAGUCAGUUCGACCACCCGUAUCGAGCCCAAGGGUUUGGCCGAGGCAUCAGGAGCAGUUGGAAUGGGACUAGGAGCUCACACCAAAUAUCUGUUGCAAGGGACACGCCGUUAGAAGAGGAGGAGGGAGAAGAAGUUGAUCACGAUAACGAGGAUAGCAGAUAUGGCGGAAGCGACCACGGCGGUGAUCAUAGGGGGAACAUGGUUGAUGUUGGUCUUGGAUCGCAGGAGGACCCUGACGAGGAUCCGCCGGACUCGCUGUUUGGAGAGGCGGUCGACAGCAGUCCCCCAGCGUUCCAGCGGUUCAAGGACCACUCCGGACGAACGCCCCUGAUAUCAAAGUCCGCAAGAAGCGACACUGACAUGGCCAGCACGCGACACACGGAGCCGCCAGAAGUUGACCCAGCUUUGGCGGGAAACAUGUUCAUCGAAGGAGAAAUAUUCCGACAUGAUCCCUUCUUCGCAUGGAUAUUCUUAGUCUGUCUCGCUGGCAUGAUGUCCACUUUUGUCCUGGUAUGGCUAAACACCUCACCAAGAAGCAGCCCUGUGGGAGAUACCAUCUAUAACACGCUGCAAAAAUCGUUCAACAUGCUCGCAGUCGAUACCGUAGUGGCAGUAAUGGUGUCAUUUGUGUGGCUGGCGGCGCUGCGGUCCUUUGUUCGGCCGCUGGUUACUGUUAUCCUAAUCGCUGUGCCGGCCAUCAUGUUUUCCUUUGCCGUCUUCUCGUUUGCAUCGUCAUUCAAGGGGCGGACACAUGGGGCCAGCUUCCAGGAUAGCGUCAUGAGAUGGACAGCUGCUGUCCCUGCAGCCUCGUGCAUAUUGUGGCUUUGGCUUGUCGUCAAGGGUCGGAGAGCAAUUCAGCAAGCCAUUGAAAUCCUUCAAUUUUCCUCAAAGAUUUUGGCUCAAAAUCCGGGACUCCUGCUGGUGGGGUUUGGCUGCCUGGCAUUGAUUGUUGUGUGGACUUGGGUAUGGCUAGCCAUGUUUACUCGGGUGUUCAUGGGCGGGUAUUUCUCAAAGAGUCUGGCCAAAUUCGUGAUCCGCUUCUCUAGCUGGUGGCUCGGUGCAGGCUUUGUCUUCAUGUAUAUGUGGACGCUCUCCGUCAUCAACGCGAUACAUCGAGCGACGACUGCUGCGACUGUUUCUCAGUGGUACUUUCACCGCAACGCGGGACCUUCUACCCCCUCAAAGGAGAUUGUGCUGGCAGCCCUGAGUCACGGUACGACGACAAUAUUUGGCAGCAUUUGUGAAUCAACCCUGCUGUCUCUUCUCAUCCGGGCGCCAUUGAUUUUCCUACCCAGGAGGAUAGGCGCAAUAAUUACAAACGUCGCCUCUUUCUGGAUUCCAACGCCUGUGGUGGCUCUCACAAACCCUCUCACAAUCACUUUUGCGGCCAUACACUCUCAAGGCUUGGCCACGUCUGCCCGGGGCCUUGAUCAGAUGGAGUUUGUAUCGGCUGCAAUCCCUACUACUACGUUGACACCCAGGGCUCUACGCCUACGAGGCCAGGGGAACGGCUUACUGCCUUACCGGCUGGCCAAGCUGCUUCUGGUCGCAACACGACUGAUUAUGGCCACGGGCCUUGGUUUCGCGGGCUGGGUCAUUACAGCGAAGCAGCUGCGAUUCCAGCUCCCAGACGGCGUGGGUGUCCGAGGAUCAGCAUACGCAUACGUGGUCGGCAUGAUGGCUAGUUUCAUUGGGUAUUCGGUUAUGGGCGCAAUGGAAGGCAUUCUCAGCGGAAUUGUCGACGCAGUUUUGAUUUGCUACGGUAGCGAGCGACGGAUGGAAAGGGGCCAUGGACGAUUCUGUCUUGAAGCAGCGUAUCUGUUUGGCGAGCGUCGAGGAAGCGGCGAGGACCUUGGAUAUGCGUAG